CGAAAUCGAGUGUUGGAUAUUUUAUUGUACGAAAAUUCGAAAUCGAAGCAUUUCGCGAUCGUGAUCAUUAGGAGCAUCUAGAACAUAGCUAGGAUGAUUCUCAGGCACGUGUUCUUAGUGACGUUAUGUCAUCUCGUCAACGGAGGGAGUGUGGACUAUCAACGUUAUGAUGGCUGGUACAACAACCUCGCAAACCCCACAUGGGGUGCAACAGACACUCAUCUGAGCAGGAAACUCCCUCCAAGAUACGAUGAUUCAACUUAUGCAAUGAGCAUGCGCAAUCGGCCCAACCCUCGUGACGUAACGAAUGGUAUUUUUAGAGGCCAGGGUGGAAUUGCUUCUGGGAUGAACAGAACGACUCUGUUUGUAUUUUUUGGCGAGUUUGUUGCCCAUGAAUUAUUUGAUGUUACCAUGCCAUCCUGUCCAGUGGAGCUCAAUAUGGUGUCCAUAGAAAAGUGUGACGCUCAUUUGGAUCCUGAUUGCAAAGGAGGGCAAUCUAUGCCAUAUCUUAGAAGCGACUUUGAUCAUAAGACGGGCCAGCAACCGAACAGAGCUAGGAUUCCGUUCCUUCCCCAGCUAAACAGAGUCUCAAGUUGGAUCGACGGAAGUUUCCUCUACGGUAAACAUGGCGUCUGGUCAUCUGUCUUAAGGUCAAGGUCAGAUGGCAAGUUGAGUACGUCUGACGAUAGAGGGCACUACCCAGGCCUUAACAAAGCUGGACUUCCGUUGAAAAGCUUGCCGAAACAGGAGGACAGAGAGAUACAAAACAUCUAUGAAAAGUGGAUGUUUGGUAAUCCAUACAGCCAUGAGAACCCCGCCUUAAUGUCAAUAUCUCUCAUUUGGUUUCGUUGGCACAAUCUCAUGGCCGACGUCAUCAAAAUGGAGGAUCCAAACUUGGAUGAUGAGGCCAUCUAUCGGCGGGCGAGGAGGUGGACAAUUGCUACAAUGCAGAACAUCAUCAUGUACGAAUGGCUUCCGGUCUUCCUGAACGAGACGGCCCCACCCUACGAUGGUUAUUUUAACUCUGUUUACCCUGCGCUGUCACCCCUCUUUACCACGGCCAUGCAGUUCUACCAGACAUCAAUCCCACCUGGCAUCUACCUAAGGGAUGAAAAAUGCAACUUCCAGCCUCUCGACAACAAGACAGACAACGUAAUCCGGCUUUGCAACUCUUACUGGAACUCCCAGGCUAUUCUGCAGAGAAGUGGCUUGGAAAAGAUCGUUUUGGGGCUCGCCUCACAAGUCGCUGAGAGAGAGGAUCACCAUGUGGUCGAAGACAUUAGAGGGAUGUUCUACGGCUUGUACCACUGCUCCCGCCUCGAUGCUACAGCUAUAGAAAUAAUGCGAGGCAGAGACUUCGGCCUAUCUGACUACCAGACUGCCACAGCAGCAUUUGGUCUUCAAACGCCUACAAAACUGAAGGAUGUCAACCCAGAACUCUUUGCCAGGGAACCUGAGCUACUCCAAAAUCUGACCAGGCUUUACAACAGUACCAUGGCUAAUCUGGAUGUUUUCGCUGCUAUGCUGCUUGAAGCUGACGGUUCGAAUCCCGGCCCACUUGUCAAGGCAGUUGUCAUGGAACAGUUCAUCAGACUUCGAAAAGCGGACCGAUUCUGGUUCGAGAACCUAAAUAAUGGCCUUUUCAACCAAACCGAGAUUGCCAAGAUAAAGGCAACAACGUUGUCCGACGUGAUACAGAAGAUUCUAAAAGUUCCCGCCUCCUCCAUACAACAAGAUGUCUUCUUUGCAACACAUGCGCCUUGCCAGCAACCAAGACAGAUGACCUCUGAUGACCUUGAACCUUGUUCCCCUCUAUUGGCAGUGGAUUAUUUUGAUGGGAGCGAGAUUACCUUCGUGACAUCUUUCAUUUGCGUUGCUGUUUUCCCGCUUCUGUGCAUCCUGAUCGCCUACAUCAUCGCCAAGAUCAAAAUGAAGAAGCAUGAGAAGUUUACCAAGAAGAAACAACCACCAAGGAAAUCAAUGGCGGUGGAGAUUAUUGAUGCAGUCUUUCCUGACUUUAAGGUAACGGAAUGGCGUGGCAAAGAAGAACCCUGCCGACAGGUUCAACUGGGCCUUGACGUACGGAAAAUGGAACUCCACGUUCUCGACGAAAGGAACACCACGCUUCGAUUAAUCGACCUCAGGUUGCAGCUCGGGGAUGUGGCGAUCAUUACCACCGCGAAGAAUAAGACAAGACAGUUCAAGAAUCUGAUCAACUUCCACGUGAAGAAAGGAUACGAUUUGGUGAUUGAAAUGGCCAACUCAGAAGAUCGUAACUCCUUCAUCGCCCAGUUGGGACUCCACAUCAACAAGAUCGGGAAACGCUUACAGUGCAACUCUACCACCGUUGAUGUUCUCCUCAAGAAGGCUGUCACAAAGCAGAAAAGGAAAGACCUGCUGGAAACCUUCUUCAGGGUUGUCUUCGCGCAGACUUACCAGACUGAACAUGAACGGAAGGUUUCAGCGACCGCACGGGGAGAGAGAGAACAACCAAUUCAACCAACUGCGAUUCCGCCCACAGCUGCCGAAGGGAAGAUAUCUAAAGAAGUUUUGGCAUGUGAACUUACGAAGCACGAGUUUGCGGAAUCACUUGCCAUGGAAGAUAACUCGUUGUUCGUUGAGAAUCUCUUUUCGCUGGUGGAUACGGACAACAGUGGAUCAAUAUCCUGUAUAGAGCUCAUGAAGACCGUCGUGCUGAUGACUAAAGUUGAGUCAAUUUUCUUCUUCAGUGGUAGCGCAGAGGAAAAGCUCAGGUUGUUCUUUCGUAUUUAUGAUGCUGAUGGGGACGGGUACUUAGACAGGAAGGAGCUGGAGAUGAUGCUGAGGUCACUGACAGACAUGGCGAAAGCUAGACUGGAGACAAGCGAUAUGGCGGACCUCAUGGAAGGCCUAAUUGAGAGUGCUGGAGGGACGGAGAGGGGACAAAUCGGAUUCGAUCAGUUUAAGAUGUUGUUUCAGGAGCAGAUUAACCGGUUCGGCACGCUCAGCUUUGACUGGAAAGGCAUUGGAAAGGAAUCACGGGAACUUGGAAAUCAGGCCACAGGGUCCAAAUCUGACAGCAAGACUUUUGGAGAGCUAACGGAGAAGGAGGAAUACUCCCCUGGAAAGGCAAGGUGGAAGGCCUUCAAACGGUAUCUUCAGAACUACAGGCAACACAUCUUCAUCCUAAUUAUUUUCUUCGGGGUAUCAAUUGCUUUAUUUACGGAGAGGUUUGUUCAUUACCUGAUAUAUUUCGAAGACAAGGGGCUCCGGCGCUUGCUCACGAUUGGCCUACCGAUGUCACGUGGCGGCGCUGCAGGAAUGUCCUUCUGCUUCAGCGUGAUCCUGCUGACUAUGUGCCGAAACAUCAUCACGCUCCUCCGCCAGACGUUCCUUAACCAAUUUAUCCCCUUCGAUAGCAAUGUUGCUUUCCACAAAGUCAUUGCUUGGACUGCUGUGUUUUACACUGCUUUGCAUGUUAUUGGUUACUCCUUCAACCUCUACCACAUUGGAAGUUUAUCAAUCGAAUCCAUGUGCGUCAUGGAGUAUUUCCACUUCAGACCAGAUUCGCCACCGAAGUUAGACUUCUGGUUCUACCAGAACACGUCUGGUCUGACUGGCGUCCUCCUCUGCCUCAUCAUAGUAGUGAUGUACGUAUUCGCCAGCCAGCCGGCCAGGCGAUACAUCUUCGACGCAUUCUGGAUGACCCACGUCCUCUACGUCGCGCUGUACAUCUUGACCCUCAUCCACGGUUUCAACAGGAUCAUCCAGAAUCCCUUCUUCAUAUUCUACUUCAUUGGACCACUCCUCCUGUUCGCGUUUGACAAGAUGAUCAGCACCAGCACCAAACACAUGAGUUUGUCAGUGAUAAAAGCGACACUGCUACCCUCAGGUGUUACCUACCUCGAGUUCAAGCGCCCCCGGAACUUCACCUAUCUCUCCGGGCAGUGGGUGCGCAUCGCCUGUGUGGGUCAGGGGAGACGAGAGUUUCACCCCUUCACUCUGACUUCAGCACCCCAUGAGGAAACUCUGGGCGUCCAUAUCAGAGCAGUGGGCCCAUGGACGUGGAAUAUUCGGGAGACGUUUAAACCAGCGAAGCUGAAGACACAGGCGUAUCCUAGGCUGAUCAUGGACGGCCCCUACGGAGCAGGCCAACAGGAUUGGUUCCAGUUCGAGGUGGCCGUACUGGUCGGUGGAGGAAUCGGGGUGACGCCGUAUGCCUCCAUUCUCAAGGACUUCGUCCGCCUCAUAUCAUCCGAGAAUCACCCAAUCAAGUACAAGAUAAAGUGUCAGAAGGUGUAUUUCCUGUGGGUUAGUGGCUCCCACCAUUCAUUUGAGUGGUUUAUUGACAUGAUUCGCGCCGUUGAAGAGGCCGACAAGAGAGGCAUCAUCACCACGCACAUCUUCAUUACCCAGUUCUUCGAGAAAUUUGAUCUAAGGACGACAAUGUUGUACAUCUGUGACGAACACUUCCAGAAGAUCUCCGGCAAGAGUCUGUUUACUGGUCUGAGAGCGACCACUCAUUUUGGUCGUCCACAGUUUGCCAAAUUCCUAACGGCCGUCAGUCAGAUGCAUCCAGAGGUGUACAAAGUCGGAGUGUUCAGCGCUGGUCCUCCUGGUCUAACCCGUGGGAUGGAAAAGGCGUGUGUCACGGCGAGCAAGACUUCGAAGGCCAUCUUCAAGCAUCACUACGAGAACUUUUAGGCAGCAUAAGAGUAAUACAUGUAUAUCAGCUUUUAUUAGUUUUAAUCUUCACACAUACAGCCUGAGGGAUAUGCAAUGGUUUGACAUUGAAUACGAAGAAUCUUGAUGUCUGAGAGAGCGUUCAUUAGAACCCAAUUUGAACGCAUUACGACAUCUAUUUGCCCCUAUCGACCCACAUAAAAGCUCUUUGUGGAGUCGAUGUUAUCAAGAUAAAGACCUGACAACCCUUUGUUAAGACUGUGGAACAAUGCGACUUUAGGCCUUAGGUGCAAGCGGGCUUUGUUUGAAGACAAUAGAUAUGAAGGUGUAUUGAGCUAGGCCUGAUGUCUUUCAACUGGGAGUACAAUGUACAUGUAUAAGGGGUAAAAACACGUCAUGCGAUUACUUCUGAUUUUGUAAUAAACACGCUGAAGAAUCAGUGCAAACCAGCGGUGCAUAAUGCAAAGCAUGCUUGAAGAAGUUUAUUCCCUGAUGAACACAACGUUAUAUUGUUGACGACGCCAACAACACAGUUUUUCCAACAUCGUUGAAAAAUUACACUUUCCAUGGCAGGCUAGCUCGCCACGUUGAAAGGGCCGUUCCAUUCUCGGCAAGCUGGUGAAUUGAUUCUCUUGGGUGAUAAAGCUGCUAACUACCCGAGAUACGUCAUAUCAUAGGGAUAUUAACAUGAUUUUAAUGUCCUGUUGGGUGACCUUUAUCAGAUAUUUACACAAUUAUGGACAUAUGUAUAUUAUUAGUAAUUGGUAUUCUAAUGGGAUUUUACCUUAUAAUUACCAACCUUAACAUUUAUGAGUCCUUCCCGUGGCAUAUAUAUCAAAUGCUUUCUCAAUGUUUGUCUAUUAUAUUUUAUGAAACACAUGCACAUUUCCCUAGUCAUUUUUUGGUCUUUUUGCCUGCAGUAUCACCGACUAAGGAGUUCACCAGACAA
Lineus longissimus is the source of this 5611-nucleotide messenger RNA. RefSeq names its product dual oxidase-like. Gene Ontology annotation, biological process: response to oxidative stress; superoxide anion generation; defense response. Lineage: Eukaryota; Metazoa; Nemertea; Pilidiophora; Heteronemertea; Lineidae. Gene Ontology annotation, molecular function: calcium ion binding; peroxidase activity; superoxide-generating NAD(P)H oxidase activity. The record is from RefSeq and is a predicted model, not a curated record. Bases 94 to 4683 code for a protein of 1529 amino acids. Gene Ontology annotation, cellular component: NADPH oxidase complex; plasma membrane. The transcript is spliced from 26 exons.